This is a messenger RNA of Amorphotheca resinae ATCC 22711, 2053 nucleotides long. RefSeq lists its product as hypothetical. The transcript has 4 exons. Gene Ontology annotation, molecular function: catalytic activity. The coding region runs from base 46 to 1725 and encodes 559 amino acids. The record is from RefSeq and is a predicted model, not a curated record. Lineage: Eukaryota; Fungi; Ascomycota; Leotiomycetes; Helotiales; Amorphothecaceae.
CCCUCUCUCUCGCUCUCCCUCUCUCUCUCUCUCUCGAUUUCCAAUAUGGCGCCUGCAUACUCCCCCGUUAGCGAGGCCCAACGCAUCUACAAGCUCCUGUGCGAGCAAGCCGAGCAGCUUGGCCUCCCGCCGGCUGUGAAAGAUGUCGCCCCUAAUGUGAAGAUUGUGUCAGAACAUGACCGCAUCUACUUCCCAAUCCCCUUCAAAGAGACUGAGACCGCAGCAGCGCUAAAGGCUGUGGAAGCCAGCGUUGCAGCUGCAUUGGCCGGUCUCAAAUUUGGUGCCAAGCCGCGAGAAGUCAAGAUCGAUCUGGAACGAGCAACAUGUUUCUUGUUCCAAGCAUAUCUCGCAACGGUGGAUGGGCUGGGAAAGCUGGACAAGGGCGUUAAGGCAAAGUUAAAAGACACCGAUUAUCUGCAGGCCCAGUCGAACCCGUACCGGCGCAUGUCCGCGAACUUGUACGAGACCAAAGACCCAGGACAAUACUAUCACAUUCAUGGCUCCCUCGAGGCAACAAAAACGCUCAACAUGAUUGGGCUCCCGGCAUUCAAGCCAGAACUGCAGGUCCACAGCGAUAUUGUUGCCUGCAUAGAACCCGCGGUCCGACAAUUUACGGUCAAAGAGCUCGAGGAGAAGAACGCAAGCCUAGGCCAGGCUGGUGUCCCAGCAUUGAAACACGAGGACUUUUGCAAGACGCCACACGGAAUUGCAAAUGUGGGCAAACCAGCAUGGACCGUUGACAACCUCGAGAGCACAACCCCCCCAGUACCGUUGCCGGCGCCUUCGCCAAAGAACCCCCGCAUCCUCGAUGGCAUCAAGGUUCUUGAGAUGUGCCGCAUCAUCGCAGGGCCAACCAUCACCCGUAUUCUGGGCGAGUACGGCGCCGAUGUCAUCAAGGUCACGGGACCGGGGCUCAGCGACGUGCCUUUCUUCCAAGUCGACGGAAACAUGGGCAAGCACGCGACCGAGAUCGAUCUGAAGAGUGCUGAGGGGAAGAAGGCGUUUGAGGUGCUGCUGAAGGACGUCGAUAUUGUUGUUGAUGGCUACAGACCCGGGGCUCUGGACAGGCUAGGAUACGGCGCGAAGGCACUGGCGAAGUUUGGUGAGGCUCGUGGGAAAGGGAUCGUCUACGUCAACGAGAACUGCUUUGGCUACCAGGGCGAGUGGGCCAACCGACCCGGAUGGCAACAGAUUGCCGACUGUGUCAGCGGAGUGGCAUGGGCGCAAGGGAAAUUCAUGGGACUGGACGAGCCCGUUGUGCCUCCCUUCCCCAUCUCCGACUACGGCACUGGCUGCAUCGGCGCCAUCGCCGCGCUCAGCGGACUCUACCACCGCACAGUAAAAGGCGGUUCCUGGCACGGCAAAGCCUCGCUUCUCCAAUACGACCUGCUCCUGUUCGCCGUGGGCCAGUACCCGGAGGAGAUCCAAGCGCAGCUGCGGUCCACCGUCAACGAGAAGUUCCUCUCGCUGCGCCACAACCACAGCGUCGACGACAUCUCGGGCACCACGCUGCUCCUGCUCAAGGCCAACUACCCGGAGCUCUUCGUCCCCGGCAAGUUCACCGAGACGUGGUUCUCCAAGGCGUACGGCGCCGACGUGUGUGCCGUCAAGCCAGUGGCGCAGAUCGAGGGCGUCGAGAUCGGAUUCCAGCGCGGUAGUCGGCCGAAUGCGUCGGAUGCGGCGACGUGGGAUUUUGGCGAUGAUGGGGAUUAUAGGAAGGAUUGAGGAGGGGUUUGUGUUGUGUUGUGUUGUGGGGGCCGGGGGCCGGGGGCGGGGAUGCAAGACCAUAGUAUAGUAUGGCAUGGCAUGGCAUGGUAUAAGGAGACGGUAGAUAGAUUAGGUAGGUAGCAUAGGAAGCGCGCGGGUGAAAGGAAUAUGGCCUGGCUGGCUCUUCUCUCGCCUAGGAUGGGUUCUUAAUCUUGAUCUUGGUCUGUUCUUGUCUUGUCUAAGCUUCUUUGCACAGCACAGCGGUAGAGAUAGAGAGAGAGAGAUAGAGAGAUGUUUUCACAUAGCAAGCGAUAUAUAUAUAUAGAAAGAGAUCAAAGAAAGAGAG